This is a messenger RNA of Eremothecium gossypii ATCC 10895, 2205 nucleotides long. RefSeq names its product WD40 repeat domain-containing protein. The record is from RefSeq and is marked provisional. The coding region runs from base 1 to 2205 and encodes 734 amino acids. The transcript has a single exon. Lineage: Eukaryota; Fungi; Ascomycota; Saccharomycetes; Saccharomycetales; Saccharomycetaceae. Gene Ontology annotation, molecular function: protein binding.
AUGGUGGGGCGGCGCAAAAUGGGCGCGGAAGCGCGGCGCAGCGGCGACAGCGGCGGCAGCGGCGGCAGCGGCGAGCCGCAAACAGCGACAAGUGGAGAAAAACGGGAGCUGGGAGGGGUCGGGCUGCUGGACUGGGGCGCAGACACGAUCCUGCGGCGGUUUGCCGCGGAGCCGGAGUAUAUCAAGGUACUGGCGCGGAAGAAGGGCGCGCGGUGCUUCCGGCGCCUGUUUGUGGCCCAGGAGCUGCAGCCGCCGGUGGACAGCCCUCUGCAUGCGAACCACAGCUCGCAGUCGCUGGGCCAGGCAGCGCCAGCGGGUGACAAGGCGCGGUCUGUGUGGCUGCUGCGGUUCAGCAAGGAUGGUAAGUAUCUGGCGAGCGGCGGCAAGGGGCGGCAGCUGUGCGUGUGGAAGGUGAUCGCGUCGCCGAUGGAGCGGUGGAAUCUGCUGCCAGUGUACGGCGGGGACAAGCACCACUCGAACACGCUAUCGCUGCUGAACCAGCAGCUGCUGAAGUACUCGGGCAAGCGGACGGAGGCGGUGCCCGCGCCGGGCCCGGAGAGGAAGGAAAUUCCGUUCGACCUGGAGCAGCAGUACGCGCCGGUGUUCCACCCGGACCCGCACCGUGUGUUUGGCGAGCACCUGCAGGACAUACUGGACUGCGACUGGUCCAAAAACUCGUUUCUGCUGACGGCGUCCAUGGACAAGACGGUGAAGCUGUGGCACAUCAACCGCACAACGUCCCUCAAGACCUUUGUGCAUCCAGAUUUUGUCACAUGCGUGAGGUUCCACCCACACGACGACCGUUUUUUCUUCUCCGGUUGUCUAGACCACACCGUGCGGACAUGGUCCAUCCUGGAGGGCGAGGUGGCCGAAGCCUUCAACUGCGGGGACCUGAUCAUGGCGCUCGAUGUCUCGCCCGAUGGCAACUGGCUUCUUAUAGGGACUUUUAAUGGAUACGUCCAUGUCUUGCAUACCAAUGGCCUGAAGUUGUUGCACUCAUUCCACCUUCUGCAGAAGCCAAACGAGACUGAAAACCGGCCACGCCACGGGCCAAAGAUCACAGGCGUAGAAUUUAUAAGACAUAAGGCCUAUCCUUGGCUAGGGCUGCUGAUCACGUCCAAUGACUCCAGGGUGAGGUUAUUUGAUAUGAGUACAACCAGGCUGCUUGAGAUUUUCCGCGGCUUCAGCAACGAGUCAUCCAGGAUCUCCGCGCACCAUCUCGAAAUGGAAGACGGUGAAUCCGUCGUACUCAGUGCCAGUGAGAAUCAUUGGCUAUACACCUGGAUGCUGCACCAUGAGGAGUACAUGUACUCCCACUCAGACCUGGACAAUGCGCGGACUGUCCCGUCGCCCAUCGACGGUAAGGACCCCAAGAAGCAUUCAAUAAGGAACAUCUUCAGACGGAGUAUCAGCUUCAACUCGGACAUCCUAUCCGAAAGUAACCCAGUCGCUCGUCAUCACUUCCCGCUUUUCCACCACAAGGCACAACACAAGGGUGGCUGCGUUAAAAAUUCGGAAUAUAUUACAUUUCAUGCACACCAUAAUCCGGUGACUGCGGCAACCAUCGCACCUAAAGAAACAACGCACGUGCUAUCUCUCUCCGAUGACAUUAUCUGUGAGCUCAAUAUGAAGUUCGGCGGCGAGGCCCUCGAGCAUCUUCGGACAAAAAGCAUCAGGGAACCCGGCUCGCCCGCAGGCAGAUCAGAUCACAAGCGCAACCAUAGCGCAGAGAAAAACUAUAGUCAGUCUACAGCCAAGCAAAACGUGGGGACCAUCAUAGUCUCGGCUGCAGCUACCGGUCAGAUACGCGUGUUUCGGACAGAUGUUUCCAGCAGUGUUCGCGCAAAGGCAUUGGAGGCAAUUCGCGCAGCCCACGGCCUCCCUGGUUCCCCGGAGCGGCCACUUAAGCCGGUUCUGAGUGCCCUCGCUCACCCUCUGUCCGCAGGUGUGGCGAAAGGCAAGCACAUCUGCGGCGAUAAUCGAUCUGCACCCAGCACCACAUGCCCACGGUGUGCUCCGUCCGCGGUCAAUGGGCAGCAGGAUGAGUCUGCAAGCACUGCAGAACAGUCCACAAGCAGCCCGAAGCCCACAUGUGAUGUCUGCGGGGGGCAGAAGCUGUCGGUCGUAGGUAAGAAGACUGCACUACAGAAAACCAAGUCACUGUAUUGCCUCGAGUGUGGCAACCACAUAAAUAGAUUUAAAUAA